Messenger RNA from Lichtheimia ornata, 1422 nucleotides. RefSeq lists its product as uncharacterized. The record is from RefSeq and is a predicted model, not a curated record. Gene Ontology annotation, cellular component: mitochondrion. Lineage: Eukaryota; Fungi; Mucoromycota; Mucoromycetes; Mucorales; Lichtheimiaceae. Gene Ontology annotation, molecular function: pyruvate dehydrogenase (acetyl-transferring) kinase activity. Bases 1 to 1422 code for a protein of 473 amino acids. Gene Ontology annotation, biological process: protein phosphorylation; regulation of glucose metabolic process. The transcript is spliced from 2 exons.
AUGACAUUUAACAAUUCACGUGAAGGGCUACCACGAGCAGUGUCUUUGGAUUCGGUCAAGUCUGAUUCGCCGUACCAUUUCUAUCAGACCAAAGUGCUUGAGGAGUACGUUCGACGACCUGCGAAUGCGAGUACGUUACGACAAUAUAUAUUCUUUGGACGACAAAUGACCCCGGAGCGACUCAUUACGGCAGCCAACUGGGUACGGAGCGAGUUAUUGACACGACUUGCGCAUCGAAUCCGGGACUUUCAGCAGCUUCCUUUCCUUGUUGGAACGAAUCCACAUAUUGAAUACGUGUAUCGACUCUAUUGGGGAGCAUUCGAGAAGAUAAGACAACAGCCUGUGAUCCAGGAUUUGGAGGACAAUACACAUUUCUGUCAGGUGCUUCGGGAUUUAUUGGAGGAUGGCAAAUUGGUAGUGCCUCGUUUGGCACGUGGUGUCAGUGAAUGUUCAGCAGCAUGCUACAAUCAUCAAGAUCUCGACCGCUUUGUGAAUCGCAUGCUACGUUCUCGUAUCUCUCGACGCACAUUGGCAGAACAACAUAUCGCUCUCACCGAUGCGAAUGAACAUGGAUGGGUGAAUGAAGAUGAUGGCUACAUUGGUAUUAUCUAUGUUCGGUGUUCAGCAUCCAAGGUCGUCCAACGUGCGAGUUCGCUGGUUCGCAAUCAUGCCCAUCAAAUCUAUGGUCGACAACCACCCGAAAUUCAUGUCCAUGUUCAUAAUGAUGCUCAUCAACAUGGUAUGCAGCAACAGCAACAAGACGAUAAUAAUGAGAUCAUCUUUGCUUACGUUCCUGAACAUCUCGAAUACAUCUUAUUUGAAUUGAUCAGCAAUGCAGUACGAUAUACCCUUGAACGACAUACGCAAGGCAAUAUACCCGCUGUGGAGGUGACUGUGAGUGCAAAUGCGAAGGAUGUUUUCUUUCGAAUCAGUGAUCAAGCCGGUGGAAUUACAUCUGAACGUUAUGGGCAACUUUGGUCGUAUCAAAGUCGACAUCAUUUGGGUAAUUUGGAGCGAGGAAUCUUGAAGAUGCCUAUGGAUAUGCGAGAACGAGCAGAGCAAGCUACCGACUUGGGUCAUGAGCACGUGGGGAUGGGUCUUCCAAUGAGUCGAGUCUAUGCCGAAUAUUGGGGUGGCGAGUUACAAGUCAUGACGAUGGAUGGUUAUGGCACAGAUGCCUAUGUACGUAUCCCACGUCUUGGUACCAAUGCAGAAAAUCUGGGACUUGAAGACAACCCUGCCGCUAUCAAGAAUGAAAGGAGGAAGGCUAAACAGCAUCAACAACAGCAACAUCGACAACACAACGACGCCAUAUCUAGCCAAUACAAUUACCAUCCUUCCAUAGUCCAAAAGAACACCAAUCUCACAUCUUAUGCACUUGAAAGCGAUGGGUGGAGUCAAAGUUAUAUGGUGCGUGAAUAA